UCCUGCUUCCUUGACAAUGGCGGCUCGCGGCGUGGGGCUUUUGACCCGUUUGCCCCUGCAUUCCCAGAGAAGGAGCCGAGUCCAGCGCUCUAUUUCCAGACACCUCAGUUGUGCAGGGACUAUAGCCGCGAACUUCGGGAGCGAAGAGCAGCCUCCUGGGGGUGCGGAGACAGGCUCUGAAGACAAGAUCCCCAAAAAGAGAUUCUUUGAGGUACAGGAGGAAAGAAGAGAACAGGCUCAGCGGACUGUUUUGAUACAUUGCCCAAAUAAUAUCAAUGAGAAAAAGUUUCUUAAGUAUUUAUCCCAGCAUGGACCAAUUAAUAAUCAUUUCUUCUACGAGAGCUUUGGUCUUUAUGCCGUUGUAGAAUUUUGCCAAAAAGACAGUGUAGACUCAUUGCAGAAUGGAACACAUAUUCCAAAACAGAGCGCAGAGCCUGCAAUUCCCUUUAAGUCACGUUUCUUGAACUUAAAGCUGAAGAAUUCUUCUAAUCAGAUUCCUGAACAGUUGUAUGCACAGAAAACUAACCAGUCUCCUCCUUCAAGCAAGAAACUCUUUGAAUUACUGAAUUGUGCAGAAAGCAUAGAUGAUCAGCUGAACACUCUCCUGAAGGCUUUCCAGCUCACAGAGGAGAAUGUCAGGCUCCGCCAUCUCACAUGCUCUCUCAUUGAGGACAUAGCAGCUGCGUAUUUUCCUGGCUGUGUCAUUCGGCCCUUUGGCUCCUCGGUGAACACAUUUGGCAAGUUAGGAUGUGAUUUGGACAUGUUUUUAGAUCUAAAUGAAGUUGGAAAAUUCGAUGUUCACAAGAAUGCAGGGAACUUUUUGAUGGAAUUUCAAAUGAAAACUGUUCCUUCAGAAAGGAUUGCAACCCAGAAGAUCCUAUGUGUAAUAGGAGAGUGCCUUGACAAUUUUGGCCCUGGAUGUGUGGGUGUUCAGAAAAUACUAAAUGCUCGGUGUCCACUUGUGAGAUUCUCCCAUCAGGCCUCUGGAUUUCAGUGUGAUUUGACUGCUAACAACAGUAUUGCUUUGAAAAGUUCCGAACUCCUUUAUAUAUACGGCUCCCUGGAUUCAAGAGUAAGAGCCUUGGUGUUCUGUGUACGAUGCUGGGCUCGAGCGCAUUCAUUAACAAGCAGUAUUCCUGGUGCAUGGAUUACAAACUUCUCCCUAACAGUGAUGGUCAUCUUUUUCCUCCAGAGAAGAUCGCCCCCCAUUCUUCCAACUCUGGAUUCUUUAAAAUCACUAGCAGAUGCUGAAGAUAGAUGUAUCCUAGAUGGGCACAAUUGUACAUUUGUUCGGGACUUGAAUAAAAUUAAACCUUCAGGAAACACAGAAACAUUAGAAUUACUACUGAAGGAAUUUUUUGAGUAUUUUGGCAAUUUCGCUUUCAAUAAAAAUUCCAUAAAUAUUCGACAGGGAAGGGAGCAGAACAAGCCCGACUCUUCUCCUCUGUACAUCCAGAACCCUUUUGAGAUGUCUCUCAACAUAAGCAAGAAUGUGAGUCAGAGCCAGCUGCAGAAGUUUGUGGAUUUGGCCAGAGACAGUGCCUGGAUCUUGGAACAGGAAGAUAAGGGUCAGCCUUCCCCUUCUAGUAAGCAGCCCUGGGGGCUGGCCACCCUCCUGCUGCCCCCUGGGACAGUCUACACAUCUCUCUCCAAGAAGAGGAAAAAGCCAGUGAGUGAAAAAGUCAAAGGCUUGUUAGAAUCCAUAAAAAGUAGCACUACAGACAGUUCCAAGGGCACCCGAGGAAAGAGAGCAAUCAGUACACAGGCGUGAUGGCAACAGCUUUGGACUCCUGAGAAGAGUGCCGUGAAAUUUUGACAGGCCUUAACUUUUAUCUGAUGCCAUUUGUCAAGAGCUCAUCACCCUUUUACUUGAUCUGAAGUUCUGGAUAUUUCUUUCCAAUCAGGUGGAGCUUUAUUCAAAAAUCAAUGGCAAAGAAUAUGUAAAAAAACAUACUUGAACUCUGCAAAAUGAAUUUUAUCAGCAAAACAGUUGAUAUUUCUGUCAGUCCCUAGUUGGAAAUCAUUUCAAAACACUGGUACUUAUCUCCAUGUAUAGGUGAUGAAUGCAAUAAAGCUCCAAAAUUUGGUAAUA
This is a messenger RNA of Phodopus roborovskii (desert hamster), 2092 nucleotides long. RefSeq names its product mitochondrial poly(A) polymerase (gene Mtpap). Bases 17 to 1771 code for a protein of 584 amino acids. Gene Ontology annotation, cellular component: mitochondrion. The record is from RefSeq and is a predicted model, not a curated record. The transcript is spliced from 9 exons. Gene Ontology annotation, molecular function: poly(A) RNA polymerase activity. Lineage: Eukaryota; Metazoa; Chordata; Mammalia; Rodentia; Cricetidae.